GGCCCUUUAAGAGCCUCCUCCUCUCCUGUCAUUUUAGCUGAACAAGCCUCUUCUUCACUUGAAUAACACACACACACACACACACACACACACACACACACACACAUACACACACAUACACACACAUACACACACGAGAGAGAGAGAGAUCUGUGUACAGUAUGAGCUGUCUCAUCAUUCUCAGCCCUCUCUAAUCCAUCCCAUGACAUUUGGAUCAGAAACAAAGCAAUCUUUGGGGACAAAAGCCGCACUGGAUGCUGGAAAACACCAGAAUCAACCGCAGCAUCCAUGUUGAGGUGCAACAUCACCUUGAUGGAUUUUUAGGACAUUUCAUACGCCAUGGACGAAAGCAAAUCCAUUUAACCACAAGAGCAGAAGCCAUCCGAAUCAAAACCAGCCAGAUCGGCGCGUCUUCUCGGGUUUUUAAGGGUCUGACCAUCAAAAGCCAUCCAAGACGGACGGGGUCGUGGAGCAUCGAGGAAAAAACCGGGCCAACAGGGACAACAUGCCCAACAUGGAGAGGGGCAAACCAGCCACCUACACGGGCGAUAAAAAGGCAAAGAUGGCUGCGAAGACCAAUAAGAAGUGGGUCAGACUGGCCACCGUGUUUGCAUAUGUUUUAUCCGUGUCUCUCGCCGCGAUCAUACUGGCCAUCUAUUACAGCCUCAUAUGGAAACCCACCGGCGCGCAAUCUGGAAAACCAGUGUGUCCAGCCACCAACAGCACCACAAACAGCUCCGCAAACAUCAACGGGACAGAAACCAACGGCACACAGGCAGAACUGAUCAAUAACAACGCGACCGAGUCCAAUGCGUCAAGGAGAGCCAGAUCCCUCUCCAAAAGUGCGCACUCUGAAUCCACGGAUCCGUACAGAUACACACUCGCCCAGAACUCAGAUAGACAGACUGAUAUAAAAACACAUCCGACGUUUUCCAUCACAGAUAUACAUGAUGGAGAGCAGGAGGAUGAGAGCGCAACAUCUAUUGACGAGGAUUCUUCUCGAUUGCAACAACAGACUCGGUUUGUGUCUAAUGGAAAUAACCCGAAAAGAAAGAACUAAUCAAGACCUUCGGACUGUGAAUGUGUAUCAAAUAUGAACUGUGCGGGUCCAAUAAAAACAGGCCGAUGUCCGGAGCGCGCCGGAUGUUUGGACGCGGAUGGAGAGGCCGCACCUGGUGCAUGGAGGCUCCAAUAGUGUUCAGCCCUUCAAAAUGUUCAUAUAAAUUAACAUAUAAUCUCUCCUUUUUGUUUAGCCUUUAUCUGGCAUCCUUGGUGGACAUUUGCGGGGCUUUAACUUGAUAUUUUUGGAGCAUUUAUCUCCAUCACCUGACCGCAGGCCUGUUAUUGAAUAAGAAACAUUCAUAUAAAGACUGAUCAUUCUGCACAAUGCCUUUAUUAUUAUGUUGCAAACAGCCAUUUGCGGGGCUUGGGGUGGGUUGGGGGCAAGCUUUUCAGAUUAUGCCACUUAAAGCUUGCAUGCUUUUCAAACAAACCUGUAAAUCAUUUAAUCAGGAUUCUAUUGUUAGAGGAACCUGAGUCGAUGCUCAGGUAUGUGCAUAUAUCCAUGUAAAUGUAAUGUUUAGUAAUGUAUAUACAUGCCCUGGAUAUAAUAGAAACUUACUAGGUAAUUUUUACAACAAUAAAGCACCAUAGGUGUAGAAUACACCACCGUAAUGGUAAAUAAUAAACUCUCUUGUAAAACUAUACUGCAUAGAU
This is a messenger RNA of Myxocyprinus asiaticus (Chinese sucker), 1716 nucleotides long. Its product is annotated as putative transmembrane protein INAFM2. Lineage: Eukaryota; Metazoa; Chordata; Actinopteri; Cypriniformes; Catostomidae. The coding region runs from base 506 to 1060 and encodes 184 amino acids. The transcript has a single exon. The record is from RefSeq and is a predicted model, not a curated record.